AUGUCUGUCCAACCCUUGGGAUUGCAAGCCAACACGGCUCAGCCGGUGGAAAUUACCCAAGUGACAGCGGCUGUGAUUCGCCUCGCGUGGAAUACCCGCAAUCUCCUGACGAGAUCCGUGGAAACAAGCGAAGCACAGGACACCGAACCAGUCUACCAGUCUACCAGUCUACCAGUCUACCUGACAAUACAAUCCAGGAUGGCCAUGGCAUUGCAAAGUGGCGUCAUGGCGGGUGAAACAGACACCUCUGCAACGGUCUGA
This is a messenger RNA of Penicillium alfredii, 261 nucleotides long. RefSeq lists its product as uncharacterized. Bases 1 to 261 code for a protein of 86 amino acids. Lineage: Eukaryota; Fungi; Ascomycota; Eurotiomycetes; Eurotiales; Aspergillaceae. The record is from RefSeq and is a predicted model, not a curated record. The transcript has a single exon.